CUGUUCUCCCUCUUAUGUGGUUGAAUGAGGGUCGGAGAAACAAGAUGUGCCCUUCCCAGUAAAAUUGCGCUGAAGGAGCGCGUCGGUUGAUUCAUUGCCUUACCCCACCUCUCUGGUCAUGCAGGGAAUCCACUGGUGGAUGCACAUGCAGAGGUUUGCUUCCUGGUGGCUGUCAGGAUGAGUGGUUGCUCAAACAGAUCCUGCUGCUGGUGCUGCUGUUCUUGGUCCCUCCUGAAGCUGCUGCUCUUCCCAGACCAGUCUCUUACUCCUCUUACUCCUCUCUCUCCCCCCCCCCCUCUCCCUCACCCCCUGCCCCACUUUCUUGCCCACUCCACUGUCACAGCUACAAUUCAGGGUGCUGGCUCAACUUGCGUUCAAAGUUAUCGUUUGUUUUCUGUAGCAGCAGGUCUCUAGCCUUUUUUUCUUUUUCCAUGCUGAUUUUGGGCUUUCACCACCCUCAGUCCAGCACAGACCGACAGUCUCGGAAAGGCCACAGGGAAAAAAGAAGUGUGCUCUUUCUUGUACACAGAGAAAGAGGUUUCUUGGCUUUAAUGCUUCGUGUCACAGUAAGGCCACAAGUUUGAUACUUUUAUCUAUUUGGUAUGCCUUUAUUUCAUCUCUCCACAUUCUCCUUCUCAAAGAGGGAGAAAAGACUGAAGUGAAUCAGUGAUAACUGCAGCUGUUCCUGCUGAAGCAGCCAUAAUGCUGUACACCUCCAAGUACCUGACCACUUGUCACUAUCAAGCUUCUGCAGUUUAAGGGCAUAAAGUAGGAAUAAGCUAGUUUGGAUGGUUUUGGUUUUUUUUCAUUCUGUUUGCAGUACAAUAAUGUGGUAGCUAGUUCAUAGAAGCACAGGGAUGGUUCACGAAUACUUUAUCAAAAGGUAAACUAAGAUGUGCAUUUGUGUCUUGUUAGUUACUCUGUGGUAGCUGCUUAUGUACAUGCUCUCACCCUUUUGCUCUUAAAUUCACUGUGAAGCAAGCUGUCUUGCACCGACUGUGGGCUAAGACAGUGCAGGUGAGCAGCAGAGAUGGUAAACUGGGGGAUGGAAUUACAUUGCAGUAACUGUCUGUGUAGCCUUAAAGAUUGAUCGUGUCCGAUCAUUUGUGUCCCUUUUGCAGUCCUGAGCUGUGGUCUGUAAGGCUGCCCUGCUCCGGUGCUUUGCUGAGUUGGACUUGAAUGUUUCAAGCAGCAGAGCUCCAACUGUUUGCUGUGAUAGAUUCGCUCCAUCCUGAUGUGUGCUGGUGUUCACGUUUUCCCUUUCAAGAGAAAAGGUGAUCUUUUCUUGUGAGACGAGUGGUUCGCAACUCAUGGCCUCCGCAAUGAAUACUGCAGUGUCGUGACACCAGGGGUCUUGUGUGCCCUGGAGAUGCGAGACUUCCCCUGGGCAGCAGGAGGCAAACGUCUAGAGAAUGCUGGAGCUGCAGGAGGGAAGCGCCCAGUGCAAAACCAGAGAGGAGCAAAGAGAAAAAAGGCAAGCAGACAGCCAGCAUUGAGAGAAGCAGGUGGCAGAAAGUGCUUUGACGCUGCCUCUGGCGGCACACUCCCCAGAGGAACUUGACGAGAGUCCAUCUGCGUGCGUGUGAGACUGUGAGCUCAGGAUUUCUGUCAAUGCAUUCCAGUAACCCCAAAGUGAGGAACUCCCCAUCAGGCAACACGCAGAGCCCCAAAUCAAAGCAGGAGGUGAUGGUCCGUCCCCCUACAGUGAUGUCCCCGUCUGGCAACCCCCAGCUGGAUUCCAAAUUUUCCAACCAGGGAAAACAAGGGGGCUCCACCAGCCAAUCCCAGCCCUCUCCCUGUGACCCCAAAAGUGGAGGUCACCCCCCCAAAGUGCUCCCUGGCCCAGGUGGGAGCAUGGGGCUGAAGAAUGGGGCUGGAAAUGGUGCCAAGGGGAAGGGGAAGAGAGAGAGGAGCAUUUCGGCAGAUUCCUUUGAACAGAGGGAAGCUGGGACUCCUAAUGAUGACCCUGAAAUCAAAGACUGCAAUUCUGCUGAUCAUGUGAAAUCCCAGGAGUCUCAGCACACACCACACUCCAUGACUUCUUCAAAUGCUUCAGCCCCAAGGUCUUCCACACCUUCCCAUGGCCUGACUGCUGCUUUGGAGCCAGCAAGUGGGCAGAAGACUCCAUCCAAAGUGGUUUACGUCUUUUCUACUGAGAUGGCCAACAAGGCUGCAGAAGCUGUGCUGAAAGGACAGGUGGAAACCAUUGUGUCCUUUCAUAUCCAGAACAUCUCAAACAGCAAGGCGGAACGAAACACUGUACCCUUGAACCCCCAGAUCACUGCCCUUCGGACUGAACCCAAGCCCCUGCCGCAGCCCCAGCCCCCCACUGCCCAGGAUCAGAACCCUCCCCAGAACGCUAAAAUGCAGCCGACUCCACCCGUGUCAGUGCCGGUAUCCAAAUCCACUGGCCCCCCGUGUCCCAUAGAUCAGGACAGUCCCGGCGUGGAAAGCAAAGUCAUGUCUGUGGGCAGCCCUGCCAACUCUACCCCAUUGCAGACAGAAGGAUUUGGGCAGAGUUCGACCCCCAAUAAUCGAGCAGUUAGCCCAGUUUCCCAAGGUAGCAAUAGCUCUGCUGCAGACCCCAAAGGUCCUCCCCAGCAGGUGUCUGGUGGGGACCCAUCCAAUUUGGGUGAGAAUCCAGAUGGACUGUCACAGGAGCAGCUGGAGCAUCGAGAGCGCUCAUUGCAGACCCUGAGAGACAUACAGCGCAUGCUCUUCCCUGAUGAGAAGGAGUUUGCGGGAGGGCAAAGUGGGGGGCCACCCUCAAAUGCUGGGGUGCUGGAUGGUCCCCAAAAGAAACCUGAAGGGCCAAUACAGGCCAUGAUGGCUCAAUCCCAAAGUUUAGGCAAAGGGUCAGGGUCUCGGACAGAUGGAGGGGCUCCGUUUGGCCCUCAAGGACACAGGGACAUGCCUUUUUCCCCAGAUGAAAUGGGGCCACCACCAAUGAACUCUCAGUCAGGACCCAUAGGCCCAGACCACCUGGACCACAUGACUCCUGAGCAGGUGGCCUGGCUCAAGCUGCAGCAGGAGUUUUACGAGGAGAAGAGAAGAAAGCAAGAGCAGGUGGUUGUGCAGCAGUGUUCACUGCAGGACAUGAUGGUCCAUCAGCAUGGGCCUCGUGGGGUGGUCCGAGGCCCUCCCCCUCCCUACCAGAUGACCCCUGGGGAGGGCUGGGGACCUGGGGGUCCAGAGCCCUUCCCUGAAGGCAUGAACAUGUCGCACUCUCUGCCCCCCAGGGGCAUGGCCCCUCAUCCCAACAUGCCCGGGAGCCAGAUGCGCCUGCCUGGUUUUGCAGGAAUGAUGAACCCUGAUAUGGAGGGCCCCAGCGUCCCGAAUCCUGCCUCCCGGCCUGGGCUUUCGGGAGUUAGUUGGCCAGAUGAUGUGCCAAAAAUCCCAGAUGGCCGAAACUUCCCUCCUGGCCAGGGUGUCUUCAGUGGCCCUGGCCGAGGGGAGCGGUUCCCCAAUCCACAGGGCCUGCCCGAAGAGCUCUAUCAGCAGCAGCUGGCUGAGAAACAGAUGGGCCUCCCUCCUGGCCUCAACAUGGAAGGCAUCAGGCCUGGCAUGGAGAUAAACAGAAUGAUGCCCUCCCAGAGACACAUGGAGCCUGGAAACAAUCCGAUCUUCCCUCGCAUGCCAGUGGAAGGGCCGAUGAGCCCCUCCAGGGGGGACUUCCCGAAAGGAAUACCCCCACAAAUAGCCUCUAGCAGAGAGCUGGAGUUUGGGAUGGGCCCUGGCAGCAUGAAGGGGGACAUGGGCAUGAAUGUCAGCAUGGGCUCCAACCCACCUCUGGUCCCUCAGAAGCUGAGGGAUGCAGGAGUUGGGCCGGAAGAGAUGAUGAAACUGCGCCCCGGUGUCUCGGAGAUGCUCUCCUCUCAGCAGAAAAUGGUGCCGCUGCCAUUUGGGGAGCAUCCGCAGCAAGAGUAUGGCAUGGGUCCCAGGCCUUUCCUUCCCAUGUCUCAGGGCCCAGGAGUCGGUCUCCGAAAUCUCAGAGAACAGAUUGGGCCUGACCAAAGGACUAACAACCGGCUCAGCCACAUGCCGCCACUACCUCUCAAUCCCACCAGUAACCCUAAUAGCCUCAACACUGCUCCCCCUGCGCAGCGCAGCCUCGGCCGCAAGCCCUUGGAUAUCUCUGCAGCUGGUCAGGUGCAUUCGCCAGGGAUCAACCCCCUGAAAUCCCCCACGAUGCGCCAGGUCCAGUCUCCCAUGAUGGGGUCUCCCUCGGGGAACCUCAAGUCCCCUCAGACACCCUCCCAGCUGGCAGGAAUGCUUGCAGGCCCCACUGCCGCAGCUGCCGCUGCCUCCAUUAAGUCUCCCCCUGUCUUGGGGUCUGCUGCUGCUUCUCCUGUCCACCUCAAGUCUCCGUCUCUCCCCGCACCUUCUCCCGGAUGGACUUCAUCUCCAAAGCCUCCUUUGCAGAGCCCUGGGAUUCCCCCGAACCACAAGGCAUCUCUCACCAUGUCUUCUCCAGCCAUGCUGGGGAACGUGGAGUCGGGUGGUCCACCUCCUUCCACAGUCAGCCAGUCUGCUCCUGUGACUCUCCCUGGAAAUCUUCCCUCUAGCAGUCCUUACACAAUGCCACCAGAGCCGACCCUCUCCCAGAAUCCCCUCUCCAUUAUGAUGUCCAGGAUGUCCAAAUUUGCCAUGCCCAGCUCUACACCGCUCUAUCAUGAUGCCAUCAAAACUGUGGCCAGCUCAGAUGAUGACUCCCCUCCAGCACGUUCCCCAAACUUGCCACCUAUGAACAGCGUACCAGGAAUGGGCAUUAAUUCUCAGAAUCCUCGAAUUUCAGGUCCAAACCCAGUGGGUCCAAUGCCAACCCUUAGCCCAAUGGGAAUGACCCAGCCUCUUUCCCAUAACAACCAGAUGCCCUCUCCAAAUGCUAUGGGACCCAAUAUACCUCCUCAUGGGGUCCCCGUGGGACCCGGCCUGAUGUCACACAACCCAAUGAUGGGGCAUGGUUCCCAGGAGUCUCCAAUGGUACCUCAAGGACGCCUGGGCUUCCCACAGGGGUUCCCUCCUGUACAGUCUCCUCCGCAACAGGUGCCAUUUCCACACAACGGGCCCAGCGGUGGACAAGGCAACUUCCCAGCGGGAAUGGGCUUCCACGGAGAAGGACCUCUGGGGCGUCCUACCAACCUGCCCCAAAGUUCGACAGAUCCAGCACUUUGCAAGACUGGAGGCCCUGGCGGUCCAGACUCCUUCACUGUUCUCGGAAACAAUAUGCCUUCGGUUUUCACUGAUCCAGAGCUGCAGGAGGUGAUCCGUCCUGGAGCCACAGGAAUACCUGAGUUUGACCUGUCCAGGAUUAUCCCAUCGGAGAAGCCUAGCCAGACACUACAGUAUUUCCCUCGUGGGGAGGUGCCAGGCCGCAAGCAGCCGCAGGGUCCUGGGCCUGGGUUCUCCCACAUGCAGGGGAUGAUAGGAGAGCAGACCCCAAGGAUGGGACUAACAUUGCCUGGCAUGGGGGGCCCCGGGCCAGUGGGAACUCCGGAUAUCCCUCUUGGGACGGCUCCAUCCAUGCCAGGUCAUAACCCGAUGAGACCACCUGCCUUCCUGCAGCAAGGCAUGAUGGGGCCGCACCACCGCAUGAUGUCACCAGCACAAACGGCGAUGCCUGGCCAGCCCGCGCUAAUGAGUAACCCCGUGGCCGCCGUGGGCAUGAUCCCAGGCAAGGACCGAGCCCCUGCAGGGCUGUACAGCCACCCGGGCCCUGUAGGGUCACCUGGUAUGAUGAUGUCAAUGCAGGGCAUGAUGGGACCCCAACAAAACAUCAUGAUUCCCCCCCAGAUGAGGCCCCGAGGUAUGGCUGCUGACGUUGGCAUGGGAGGAUUUAGCCAAGGCCCUGGAAACCCAGGGAACAUGAUGUUUUAAGCUGCUACCAUAAGACUGGAUGUUCUGAUCCUUGUCAAGAUGAGAUUCCAAGUCCUGAGGGCUUUUUUGGGAGCUUCAGGAGUACAGUUUGGCCAUGCAAUAGGUGAAAAGAGACCAGAGGACGCUUUGGGAAAUCUCGAAUGUAUGGAAUUACCUGAAAAAAAAAAUUAUUCAUUUUAACAGGUUGUUUUUUUUUUUAAGAUUUAUUUUUUAAAAAUUAUUUUUGUGGACUUGGGUAUCCUGUGACGGCACCUGCUUUGAGAAUCUGUAGCUGUAUUUUGAGAAUUGCCAUUUGUCACAAGUUGCACCAUUCUCUGUAUGUUUACGUCCUUUGGACUGGCUUCUCCCAGGACUCUCGGUUAUUUUUGGGGUUUUUUGUGUACUGUACUAUAUUGUAAAAGGGAUUUUAGCAGAGACUUUAGUCUUUGGGGUGAGAGGAGAAUGGGAUUCUAGGCUGUUUACUUUAGGUGGAGAAUCCAUCUUCAGAACUUUGGACUAUUUUCCUUCAACUCCAAUGUAUAGAAAAACCAAACUACGACCUCAGAGCAGAGUAUUAAUGAAAAGCACAAAAAGGAACUUAAGUUCAGUGAGGGGAAUCUUUUAAAAGAAAUAAAUAAUAAGUUAAGGACAUAUUUUUCAAAUUAUGGCGUGCUGUCCAGCACCUUCUGUCUCUCCCUCCCACUCUUUAUUAAAUAGGCUUCUCUCUCUC
Molecule: messenger RNA, 6586 nt
Organism: Aquila chrysaetos chrysaetos
Lineage: Eukaryota; Metazoa; Chordata; Aves; Accipitriformes; Accipitridae
Gene: BCL9
Product: BCL9 transcription coactivator
Exons: 9
Coding region: 1612-5877 (1421 amino acids)
Biological process (GO): positive regulation of transcription by RNA polymerase II; canonical Wnt signaling pathway
Cellular component (GO): beta-catenin-TCF complex
Molecular function (GO): transcription coactivator activity; beta-catenin binding
Source: RefSeq, a predicted model, not a curated record